AUGGGCAGCGGCACGGCGGAGAAGUUCAGGUUCUGCAUUGACAGGGGCGGCACCUUCACUGACAUCUAUGCCGAGGUACCCGGGAGAAGAGAAGGCUAUGUCACGAAGCUUCUCUCCGUCGACCCGUCAAACUACGACGACGCGCCCAUCGAAGGGAUUAGGAGGAUCCUGGAGGAGUUCUCCGGAGAGAGGAUCCCCCGGUCGGCCAAGAUCCCCACCAGCAAGAUCGAGUGGAUCAGGAUGGGCACCACGGUCGCCACGAACGCCCUCCUGGAGAGGAAGGGCGAAAGGAUUGCGCUUUGUGUGACAAGGGGGUUUAGGGAUUUGCUCCAGAUUGGCAACCAGGCUCGCCCGAACAUAUUCGACCUCAAGGUGUCAAAGCCGUCGAAUCUUUAUGAAGAGGUGAUUGAGGUCGAUGAACGAGUUGAGCUCGUUCGGGAUGGUGACAGUGACAGGGAUGAGUCAUCUGUUGAAGGGAUCUCUGGGGAACUGGGGAUCAGAUGCUUGGCGGUGGUGUUGAUGCAUUCGUAUACUUAUCCUCACCAUGAACUCCUGGUUGAGAAGUUAGCUCUGGGGAUGGGAUUCAAGCAUGUAUCAUUGUCUUCAUCGCUGACACCAAUGGUCCGUGCAGUGCCUCGGGGCCUGACGGCAAGUGUGGACGCGUAUCUCACACCAGUCAUCAAAGAGUACCUAUCAGGAUUCAUGUCGAGAUUUGAAGGGGGUUCUGAACAAGUGAAUGUGCUAUUUAUGCAAUCAGAUGGAGGACUUGCACCGGAGAGGAGAUUCUCUGGGCAUAAAGCGGUAUUAUCAGGACCUGCAGGUGGUGUGGUUGGCUACUCGCAGACCUUGUUUGGACUUGAGACAUCAAAGCCACUGAUUGGGUUUGACAUGGGAGGUACAUCCACGGAUGUGAGCCGCUAUGAUGGAAGCUAUGAACAAGUUCUGGAGACACAGAUUGCUGGGGCAAUUAUUCAAGCUCCCCAGCUUGACAUAAACACUGUGGCUGCUGGUGGUGGAUCAAAGCUUAAGUUUCAAUUUGGUGCUUUCAAGGUUGGACCAGAAUCUGUUGGGGCACACCCUGGUCCAGUCUGUUACCGAAAAGGUGGUGAGCUAGCAAUUACCGAUGCCAAUUUGAUCCUAGGAACUGUUAUUCCUGAGUACUUCCCAUCAAUAUUUGGUCCAAAUGAAGAUAUGCCCCUUGAUUAUGAGGCUACAAGAAAGGCCUUUGAAAAUCUUGCAGUUGAGAUCAACUCUCACCGAAAGAGUCAGGACCCAUCAGCAAAGGACAUGGCAAUUGAAGAGAUUGCACUUGGGUUUGUCAAUGUCGCAAAUGAGACAAUGUGCCGGCCUAUACGCCAGCUAACCGAAAUGAAGGGGCAUGAUACAAAGAACCAUGCCCUCGCAUGCUUUGGUGGUGCUGGUCCACAACAUGCAUGCGCUAUGGCAAGGUCCUUGGGUAUGUCUGAGGUACUUGUUCACCGAUAUUGUGGAAUAUUGAGUGCAUAUGGGAUGGGUCUUGCUGAUGUCAUUGAAGACUUGCAAGAACCAUACUCUGCUGUUUAUAAUACCGAGUCAUCUGCAGAAGCAUCUAGAAGAGAAGUCCUUUUAGUAAAACAGGUGAAAGAAAAGCUGAUGGAGCAGGGUUUUGGAGAGGAGAGCAUCAGGACAGAUUCAUACUUGAAUUUGAGGUAUGAGGGAACUGAUACGGCCAUCAUGGUUAAACAACCAGAGCAAGGAUCUGGAAAUGACUAUGCUGAUGAGUUUGAAAAAUUAUUUCAGCAAGAGUAUGGCUUCAAAUUGCAAAACAGGAAAAUACUCAUAUGUGAUGUGAGAGUUCAGGGUGUCGGUAGUACAAACAUCCUGCAGCCUCGUGAAUUGAUGCAGAUAUCAACCAAACCUGUGAAAGAAAGUUCAUGCCAGAUUUAUUUUUCAAGUGGGUGGCAAGAUACUCCGCUGUACAAGCUUGAGAAUUUGGGUUAUGGCCAUGUCUUGGAGGGUCCUGCAGUUAUUAUGAAUGGGAAUAGUACUGUGAUCAUAGAAAAAGACUGUAAAGCCAUCAUUACAAAGUAUGGUAACAUAAAAAUAGAGAUUAAUGCUGCUCCAAGCACUGUAUCAAUAUCAGAGAAAGUUGCAGAUGUGGUCCAACUUUCUAUUUUCAAUCACCGAUUCAUGGGUAUCGCUGAACAGAUGGGUCGGACACUUCAAAGAACUUCAAUUUCCACUAACAUAAAGGAAAGGCUAGACUUCUCUUGUGCUCUCUUUGGUCCAGAUGGUGGCCUUGUUGCAAAUGCACCUCAUGUCCCUGUGCAUUUAGGAGCCAUGUCUAGUACUGUGUGUUGGCAGCUUAAUUUUUGGGGUGAUAACCUCCAUGAGGGUGAUGUUCUUGUAACAAACCAUCCAUGUUCUGGGGGGAGCCAUCUUCCAGACAUAACAGUUGUCACGCCAGUUUUUUAUCAUGGUAAGCUUGUUUUUUUUGUUGCUAGUCGAGGUCACCAUGCUGAGAUUGGUGGCAUCACGCCAGGAAGCAUGCCUCCUUUCUCAAAAUGUAUCUGGGAGGAAGGUGCUGCCAUCAGAGCAUUUAAACUUGUCGAAAGGGGUGUUUUCCAAGAGGAAGGAAUAGUCCAGUUGCUGCAGUCACCUUGCUCUGAUGAACUUUCUGGCUAUAAGAUCCCAGGAACACGUCGGAUCCAAGAUAAUCUUUCCGAUCUCCAUGCUCAGGUUGCAGCAAACCAGAGAGGUAUAUCACUUAUCAAAGAACUGAUAAAUCAGUAUGGCUUGGUCACUGUUCAAUCAUACAUGAACCAUGUUCAAAAGAAUGCUGAGGUAGCUGUUAGAGAGAUGCUCAAAACAGUUGCGUCUAGAGUUGCAAAGGAGAAUGGAUCAUGUGUUGUUGAGGAUGAAGAUUAUAUGGAUGAUGGCUCUGUCCUUCACUUGAAACUCACCCUUGAUGCUAUUAAAGGUGAAGCUACAAUUGACUUUGAGGGUACCAGUCCUGAGGUCUAUGGCAACUGGAAUGCUCCUGAAGCAGUUACAACAGCUGCUGUCAUAUACUGCCUACGGUGCUUGGUGGAUGUCGAUAUACCGCUAAAUCAGGGCUGCCUAGCACCUGUGAAGAUCCUCAUUCCUAAAGGCUCUUUCCUCUCACCAAGUGACAAGGCUGCUGUUGUUGGUGGCAAUGUGCUAACAUCUCAGAGAGUGACUGAUGUUAUCCUAAUGGCAUUUCAAGCCUGUGCCUGCUCUCAGGGCUGCAUGAACAAUUUGACCUUUGGGGACGACACCUUUGGUUACUACGAGACCAUUGGAGGUGGAUGUGGAGCUGGGCCAACCUGGGACGGCACUAGUGGUGUUCAAUGUCACAUGACAAACACAAGGAUGACUGACCCUGAGAUCUUUGAGCAGCGGUACCCUGUUCUUUUGCACACAUUUAGCAUCAGGGAGAACAGUGGAGGUUCUGGUUUACACAGAGGUGGUGAUGGCCUUGUGAGGGAGAUUGAAUUCCGGCGGUCUAUUGUUGUGAGCAUUCUAUCCGAGAGACGGGUGCAUGCUCCCAGGGGACUAAAAGGAGGACGAGAUGGAGCUCGUGGUGCAAACUAUUUAGUCAGAAAAGAUGGUAGAAAGAUUUACCUUGGAGGAAAGAACACUGUAACGGUUAGUGCUGGUGACAUUCUUCAGAUUUUCACGCCCGGUGGUGGUGGCUUUGGCUCUCCUUGA
Miscanthus lutarioriparius is the source of this 3711-nucleotide messenger RNA. The record is from the annotation of a GenBank genome assembly. NCBI's taxonomy places the organism in Eukaryota, Viridiplantae, Streptophyta, Magnoliopsida, Poales, Poaceae.